This is a messenger RNA of Dioszegia hungarica, 546 nucleotides long. RefSeq lists its product as uncharacterized. Bases 1 to 546 code for a protein of 181 amino acids. The transcript has a single exon. The record is from RefSeq and is a predicted model, not a curated record. NCBI's taxonomy places the organism in Eukaryota, Fungi, Basidiomycota, Tremellomycetes, Tremellales, Bulleribasidiaceae.
AUGCCCUAUCGCAUCAACAAGGACGAUGACUCGAACUGGUUCAUGGAAGAGUACGAUUCUGAAUCACGCCGGGGCUCCUGGAAGACCACCAUCGAUGAGUUCAAAAGCUGGGCCAGAUCGUUACGCACGCGUCCCACCACCUCGUCCCAUUCCCAUACAGCCACAUACACGGCCAACGACCCGUGGAGCUCCAGCAAGGGGAGAUACUCUACCCAUCAGUCUGGUGAUUACACCACCAAUGAGGAGACAACCUCUUCCCAUACACAAGGGGAAACAAAGACAUCUGCUCGGGCACGAUUGCGCAAGAAGCCCAAGCCCGAGUCGGGCGCCUCCCGCAGCCACGACGAGGCUACAUCAGGCUCGCAGUGGCUCUUCUCCGAGUUAGCCGAGACUCUGUGCCCGAAAAAAGACAUCACAGGCAAAUCAGAAGCGACUAUCAGGAAGGAGACGUUCAGUCGUAGAGCGAAAAAGACGGUGUACUGGACGGGAGUGUGGGCGACUUUGCCGAUCUGGGGGUCUUUGGCCCUCGUUGGAGCGCUGCCGUAG